AUGUGUCCGCCUUAUAAAUUGAGGCAUAUUUGUAUGGAAUACAUGGCGGAUAAGAUCCACUCGACCGCUAAUCAAGCUAAAGACACUGAAGACAUCGGAGUAAUUCUUCGAUUCAUGUCGUGGAACGUUGAUCGUCUCACAGAGAAGCUCCUCGAAUCCAGAAUGGUCGCAAUUCUCAACAAAAUUAAACAACUCAAACCCGAUGUUGUUUUUCUACAAGAGAUAACCGACCCCGUUUUGAUGUCCAUUUACGACGUUUUUCUAGACGAUUUCCUCGUGUACAAACCUGAAACGAAUUACCAUUACUUUGUAAUUAUGCUAGUCAGGCAGGCUACCUUUUCUAAUGUGACUUUUGAGACUAUAAGCUUCGAGAACUCAAAAAUGGGGAGGAAUUUUGUGCGUUGCAAUGCAGAGUACCUGGGAAUGCCAUUAACGUUUCUCACAACUCAUCUUGAGAGCAAAAAACCGAACGCAUCAACCAGAAUUGAGCAGUUGCAGCUGUGCGUGAAUGAAUUGACAGGCAACAGUGGAUCUGAGUUCAGACUUCUGGCUGGCGAUCUGAACCUGAGAGACUAUGAGCUACACAAAGUGCAGAACAUGGGCACUGUCAAGGACGCCUGGAUUGAAGCUGGUUCGGUGAAAGAGCAUCAGUAUACCUGGGACAUGUCUAUCAACGACAACUUGCAAGACACGCCAAACAAGCCUCUCGCUUGGAAGUGUCGCUUCGACCGAAUGUAUUACAUAUCCGAAAAGCACAAGUCAGAGCCAGGUACUUGCUGUUCAUCGAAACAGACAGAAGCGAAGGAUCGAUUCGAGCUGAAAAAAUUCGAACUUAUUGGAAUGGAGAGACUUGCGUGUGGAUUGUUUACAAGCGAUCAUUUUGGAAUGUGGGCUGAAUUUAAGGUCAAUUUAACGUAG
Molecule: messenger RNA, 918 nt
Organism: Symsagittifera roscoffensis
Lineage: Eukaryota; Metazoa; Xenacoelomorpha; Acoela; Convolutidae
Product: tyrosyl-DNA phosphodiesterase 2-like
Exons: 5
Coding region: 1-918 (305 amino acids)
Biological process (GO): double-strand break repair
Cellular component (GO): cytoplasm; PML body
Molecular function (GO): 5'-tyrosyl-DNA phosphodiesterase activity; single-stranded DNA binding
Source: RefSeq, a predicted model, not a curated record